AUGCGCAAGCGGUUUGUUCCUAGCUACUACAAUCGUGAUCUCCACUCUAAGCUGCAAACACUCACGCAAGGCAACAUGAGUGUGGAGGAUUACCACAAAGAAAUCGAGAUGACCAUGAUGAGGGCCAACAUUCAAGAAGACAAUGAAGCCACAAUGGCUAGGUUUCUUAGGGGUCUCAACCCUAACCUUCAGGAUGCCUUGGAGCUUCAACAUUACUUGGACAUGCACGACCUUCUAGAACUCGCCAUUAAGGCCGAACGGGGGAAGAAAUUAAGACGGGGAGCCCGUACUUUCCAACCUUCCACCACCACCUCAUGGAAAGGCAACCAACCACGAAGAGUGACCCACGAAGCUGGAAAUGCAACAACAUCAAACUAUUCUAACCGUUUCCAAGGUAAUGCUUCUACCCGUAAUGCCUAUUCUACACCUAACAAGGUUUCUGAUGUGUCCAGGAAUUUGAGGAUGUUUUCCCUGACGAGGUCCCUGAUGGCCUACCACCCAUUCGGGGCAUUGAACACCAAAUCGACUCGUUCCUGGAGCACCGUUACCAACAAACCUGCCUACCGCAUGGGCCCCGAGGAGACCAAGGAGCUUCAAAGGCAAGUAGAUGGCCUGUUAGGUAAGGGAUGGGUGAAGGAGAGUCUAAGUCCCUGCGCUGUGCCUGUGGUCCUUGUCCCCAAAAAGGAUGGCACUUGGCGCAUGUGCACUGACUGCCGGGCUGUAAUGCUAUCACUUCGCAGUGAGCAUGAGCACCUGGAGCAUGUAAGAUUAGUCCUCGAGGCACUUCGACAGGCGCGUCUGUACGCUAACCUCAAAAAGUGCACCUUUUGUACUAACGAGCUUGUGUUUCUAGGCUAUGUUGUGAGUUCGCAGGGCAUCAAGGUGGACAAGUCCAAGAUCGAGGGCCAUCGAGCAAUGGCCAACCCCUACAUCCGUUCCUGA
Messenger RNA from Coffea arabica (coffee), 942 nucleotides. NCBI's taxonomy places the organism in Eukaryota, Viridiplantae, Streptophyta, Magnoliopsida, Gentianales, Rubiaceae. The record is from RefSeq and is a predicted model, not a curated record.